This is a messenger RNA of Ictalurus furcatus (blue catfish), 2393 nucleotides long. RefSeq names its product T-cell surface glycoprotein CD3 epsilon chain. The record is from RefSeq and is a predicted model, not a curated record. The coding region runs from base 86 to 643 and encodes 185 amino acids. Gene Ontology annotation, cellular component: alpha-beta T cell receptor complex; external side of plasma membrane. Gene Ontology annotation, molecular function: transmembrane signaling receptor activity. Gene Ontology annotation, biological process: positive thymic T cell selection; cell surface receptor signaling pathway. The transcript is spliced from 6 exons. NCBI's taxonomy places the organism in Eukaryota, Metazoa, Chordata, Actinopteri, Siluriformes, Ictaluridae.
AGAGAGAGAGAGAGAGAAGUAGGUGACAGUAGAAGCUGACAGACAAGACUAACAAGAUGAACGAAGCUACGAGAAAGAGAACAACAUGUGCAAAAUGAAGGGAUGCCAAAUGAUCUACGUCUUUUUCUUCUUCACAGUCGCCAUUACUGUCGUGGCUGGGCAAUCUGCAGAUGUGAGUAUCUCGGGUACUACAGUCACACUGACCUGUCCAGCUGAUCAGGAGGAAGACGUACAAUGGUACAAAUAUGGAGAAGACAGCCCAGUCGAAAAAGGAAGAAACAUCUAUAGCAUAACUCCAUACACUGACAAGAGCGGUGGAUUCUACUACUGCAGUUAUGAAGCAGAAUCAAAAACUCAUCACUUCUACAUCAAGGCCAAGGUGUGUGAGGGGUGUGUUGAUAUGGACAUGAUUGUGGCGUUCGGGGUGGUAUUCGCAGAUGUGAUGAUCACACUUGGGAUUGUGGCCAUAGUUUACUUCUGUGCUAAGAAUAAGGCUGGAACUGCUGCCCCUCAGAGAGCGACACAACCACGUCAACCACGGGGACCAGCAAGGGGACCUCCACCUCCUGACCCUGACUAUCAGCCUCUGAACCCGGCCACACGUUCCAAUGACGUGUACGCUCAGGCACAUCAGCGGCGAUAGUGGACCUCUAAUCACCGGAGCGUAUUAUAGACAUCAGCUUACAUACGCAUAGGAACCCUGCACACACACACACACACACACACACACACACACACACACACACACACACACAGAGAGUAGUUUUUGUUAAAGAAAAAGGAAAUUCUCACUUGUAUUAAACGAUAUUAAUCACAUUAACAGAAAAUGAAUUAAUCAGUAUGAGGAAAUAAGUACAUGCCAGACACAUACACUGUAUAUAAUAUAUAUGUAUAUGAUAUACAGUAUAUCAACGAUAUAAUGAGGAAAUAAGACAUUAAAAAGCCGAUUCACCACCGGCUCUUGCACGAAUAGUAUAUUCUUAUAAAUAUUCAUAUAAUACAAAUAUUAAUAUCUGAAAGAAAUACAUAAUGCCGUAUGAACAUGUUGUAAUACAAAUGUCAUUAAUUAUCACAAAAAAUGAAAAGAUUUUGCAACUUUUAAAUUUUUUUUACAAAGCUUUUUAGCAAAUAGUAAACAAGAAUGUAUGUUUCUUUUCCCAUGAGUAGCUUUAGAUUUCUUUUUAAUUCCAGUGCGACUUUCAAAUUGCGUGUGACUCGAUCGAUUAUUCAGGUUAUUAUAUUAUGUUACUAAUGAUGUGACCUAAGGAAAAAGCACCUGGAAAUUUUCUUUUUCAAUAUUUUACCCUGCAGUAAGGUAUCUUAGUUGAUGUCAUUCUUUUUCAACUUUGUACUUCAGAAAAUUAAAACCGAUCAUACUUUGUAACUUAUAAAAUCAUUCUAAUGAAAACGUACACCCACUUGACAGGUCAGUGGUACGUGCUUUAGGACCUAGAGGACGUAGUGUGGCUUCAAAACGUAUAUAAAGCAUAUAAUUAAUUGACCUUAAAGAUUACUGUGGUCGUUUUAAAGCAUACAUUGUAUUUACAACCACAGACUUUGCUUGUAUUUCCGCUUUCAUUCAGUAAAUUUAAUUUUCAUUUACUUCAAACUUUGAGGUGAUUUUAAUUUGCGAUCAUUAAUAAACGGUAAAAGACACAGUUCUUAACUAUGAUAAACAAUGACGCUUAUGCUACAGGAUUUAUGAAUACUAGCGUUAUAGAAAACAGUGUAGAAAUACUUUUAAAUAUUCUAGUAUUUAUUUGUGUGCCUUAUUUUUUGGGUUCAAAGAAAUUUUCAGAUUUCUGCAAAAUCUCAUAUUCUCCAUUGCGCAACGGAUUACUAUUGGCUUAGAAGAGUUUUUUUGUUUGUUUGUUUUUAAAUCACUAUAACUUUCUUGGUAUAAAGCUACUAGAACAUUCUUCCAAGUAAUAAUCAAAUGUAAAGCAAUAUGAUAUUUACAUGCUAAAAGUUUCUAUUUCUGUGCGUAAAUACGUACGAACCGUCUCAACGAGCACGUUUACGUGACAUGAUUUCACAUUUUAAUAGAAAUUCAGAUUAGGAUUGUUUGAAACUCCACUGCUGAUUUAUACAGAAUCACGCUCGCCAUGUUUACUAGAAACGAGCUGGAAAUAUCAACAUGACUGAUUCUGUGGGAUGUCAGGUUUCUGUUUUACGACUUGUUUUUAAACACAUCACUGUUCCAACCAAUCAGAUGGGUUGACUCAUGGAGAUAUAAACUUUUUUCCUUCGUCUAAAUUUUUUUUUAAACAUAUGUGCGUGUACAUAUGUGAGCUUUUCUCAAAUCGAUAUCAUACUUCUUUUUUUUUUCACGUGCCUUAAAUGCUGUUUUUUGUUAUGAAUUUGCACAAUAAAGUUGCAUUUGCAGUCAAAUA